This is a messenger RNA of Rotaria sordida, 1395 nucleotides long. NCBI's taxonomy places the organism in Eukaryota, Metazoa, Rotifera, Eurotatoria, Philodinida, Philodinidae. The record is from the annotation of a GenBank genome assembly.
AUGUGUGAUGGUUUCAUACGUAAAGAUAACUGGGAUAUACCUGGAAAUGACAUAUUAUCUUCUCCUGUACAUCAACCUGAUUAUGCUAGCUGUUGCUUCCUAUGUCAAGCAACUUAUGGAUGUUCUGCUUUUUCAUAUUCGGUAUCAAGUCAACAAUGUUCACUGAAAGCAAGAAUGGGGAGUGCUGGAAAUUCAACUGAUGGGAAAAUUACUGGAUAUAAUCCAAAUAUGUGCGGUAGUUUCAUACGUAAAGAUAACUGGGAUAUACCUGGAAAUGACAUAUUAUCUUCUCCUGUACAUCAACCUGAUUAUGCUAGCUGUUGCUCACAAUGUCAAGCAACUAAUGGAUGUAUUGCUUUUUCGUAUUCGCCAUCAAGUCAACAAUGUUCACUGAAAACAAGUAUUGGUGGUGGUCGAAAUUCAACUGACGAUAAUAUUAUUGGUUACUAUUUCCAUCCAUUACGUGGACCUUCCACCGACAUUCAUCCAAAUACUCAAUGGCAAGAGAAUGGUCUUACUGUGGCUGGAGGCAAUGGACCAGGUAGUUCACUCAAUCAAUUGUAUUAUCCAUGGGGUUUGUAUGUUGACGAUAAUGAAACAAUCUAUGUCGCUGAUUAUGAGAACCAUCGUAUUAUGAAAUGGGAACGGAAUGCAACGAGUGGCCAAGUGGUUGCCGGUGGGAAUGGACCAGGAAAUAGAAGUGAUCAGUUGAAUCACCCAUAUGAUGUAAUUGUCGACAAGGAGAGAGAUCGUAUCUUCAUCUGUGAUUAUGUAAAUAAAAGAGUCGUUCAAUGGCCUCUUCUACAUGGAAAAAGUGGAGAAACAAUCAUCUCUGACAUGGAUUGCUGGGGUUUGACAAUGGACGAACAGGGAUCUCUCUAUGUCGUUGACCCUGAGAAAUAUAAAGUGAAACGAUUUAAAAUUGGUGACACUAAAGGAACACUGAUUGCAGGUGGCAAUGGACAAGGAAAUGCUCUCAAUCAAUUCGAUCAUCCGCGCUUCAUAUUUGUCGAUCAAGAUUAUUCAGCAUACGUGUCUGAGUGGAAAAAUCGUGUGACGAAAUGGAUGAAUGGUGAAGAGUCAGGCAUUCUCGUAGCUGGUGGUACAGAACCAGGAAAUGGUCUUGGACAACUGUCACUUCCUAAAGGAGUUGUUGUUGAUCAUUCUUUCACUCUCUAUGUGGUUGACAGUGGGAACAAUCGAAUCAUGCGUUGGCCUAAAGGAGCCACAGAGGGAAGUAUCAUUAUUGGUGAAAACGGUGGAGGAGGAGGAUCGAACCAACUUACUGGAUUCGGCGGUUUGUCAUUCGAUCGAGACGGAAAUCUCUAUGUCGUCGAUAAUGCCAAUCAUCGAGUACAAAAAUUUAAAAUCGAGCAAACUCAGAACGAUUAUUGA